Messenger RNA from Chondrus crispus (carragheen), 381 nucleotides. RefSeq lists its product as hypothetical. The record is from RefSeq and is a predicted model, not a curated record. The coding region runs from base 1 to 381 and encodes 126 amino acids. Gene Ontology annotation, molecular function: protein disulfide isomerase activity. The transcript has 2 exons. Gene Ontology annotation, cellular component: endoplasmic reticulum. Gene Ontology annotation, biological process: protein folding; response to endoplasmic reticulum stress. Lineage: Eukaryota; Rhodophyta; Florideophyceae; Gigartinales; Gigartinaceae.
AUGGAAAGCAAAGAGUUUGCCCUGCCAGAGUGGGAAUUCCGGCAAUUUGCUUCUUUUUGCGAUGAUUGCCGCGACCUUGAGGUUUUGCAUGAUGAUUCGGAAAGCGAAUUGGCUCUGGAGGACACGUGCACAUAUGAGCAUGGUAACUGUAAACUGCGGUUCAAACGUGACCGAAGUGACGCCAUUCUGUUGGCCGUUUCUUUCGUCGCCUCUCUCGCCGCCGCCGACGAGUCGGAUGUCGUCACGCUCACCAGCAAGAACCUCGACGAAGUCGUCGCCAAGGAGAAGCUCUUCUUCGUUAACUUUUUCGCCCCCUGGUUUGGCCAUUGCCAGUCCAUGACCGAGGAAGUCAAGAAAACCGCCACUGAGCUCAAGAGCUAG